AUGGCUUCUGCAACUCCCACACUCCCUUUCGCCUUCGCCCAGCGGCAUCAUCACGGUGUUUCUCAGCGUCGAGUUCUCUUCUUCGCUAAAUUCCGUAACGGAGUCUCCCUCUCUUCUUCUUCGGCUUCGAAACGGAGGGUGUUGGCCAAAACGCAGAAUGUUGUAAACGAGGAAGUGAUUGAAACUCAGAGCUCGGAGUUGAAGAAUGAUAUCCAACGCACCCGUUCUUCCUCCAAAUUGGUGCUUGUUGUUGGUGGCUCCGGAGGCGUUGGGCAGUUGGUAGUUGCAUCGCUGCUUCAGCAGAAUGUUAAGUCGCGCUUGAUACUUCGGAAUCCUGAGAAAGCCACAGAAUUAUUUGGUGAACAAGAUAAGGAGAAACUGCAGGUAUUCAAAGGUGACACAAGGAGGCAGGAAGAUUUGGAUCCUUCCAUAUUUGAGGGUGUCACACACGUGAUUUGCUGCACAGGAACAACAGCUUUUCCUUCAAGGCGUUGGGAUGAUGAUAAUACACCAGAAAGGGUUGACUGGGUGGGAGUAAAGAAUCUGGUAUCUGCAUUGCCUUCCUCAGUGAAGAGAGUUGUUCUUGUGUCAUCAAUAGGUGUGACCAAAUUCAAUGAAUUGCCAUGGAGCAUUAUGAACCUAUUUGGUGUCCUGAAGUAUAAGAAGAUGGGGGAGGAUUUUCUUAGGAGCUCUGGCCUUCCAUUUACCAUUAUCAGAGCUGGAAGGUUGACAGAUGGACCAUACACAUCUUAUGAUCUCAAUACUUUGCUCAAAGCAACAGCUGGACAACGACGAGCAGUCCUUGUAGGUCAAGGUGAUAAACUAGUGGGAGAAGCUAGCAGAAUUGUGGUUGCAGAAGCUUGCGUGCAGGCACUAGAUCUCGAUGUCACUGAAAACCAAAUAUAUGAAGUUAACUCUGUUGAGGGGGAAGGUCCUGGAAAUGAAGCUAAGAAGUGGCAAGAAUUAUUUGAGGCUGCGCAAUCCAGCUAG
Molecule: messenger RNA, 990 nt
Organism: Sphenostylis stenocarpa
Lineage: Eukaryota; Viridiplantae; Streptophyta; Magnoliopsida; Fabales; Fabaceae
Source: the annotation of a GenBank genome assembly